AGUCUGCGGCGGGCAGCCGAGGAGUCGCGUCGUGCCUGAGAGCGCAGCUGUGCUCCUGGGCCCUUCGUGGUCCGCCCCCGCGGCUCCUGGACAGACUGCCCCUAGGACCUCCUGCUCCAAGCCGCCACCAUGAACUACCUGCGGCGCCGCCUGUCGGACAGCAACUUCAUGGCCAAUCUGCCGAAUGGGUACAUGACAGACCUGCAGCGCCCGCAGCCGCCCCCGCCGCCGCCCUCUGCCGCGAGCCCCGGAGCCACACCCGGUUCCACCACCGCCACUGCCGAGAGGGCCUCCACGGCCGCUCCAGUGGCCUCUCCGGCCGCCCCUAGUCCCGGGUCCUCAGGGGGCGGUGGCUUCUUUUCGUCGCUGUCCAACGCGGUCAAACAAACCACAGCAGCCGCGGCCGCCACCUUCAGCGAGCAGGUGGGCGGCGGCUCUGGGGGCGCAGGCCGCGGGGGCGCCGCCGCCAGGGUGCUGCUGGUCAUCGACGAGCCGCACACCGACUGGGCAAAAUACUUCAAAGGGAAGAAGAUCCAUGGAGAAAUUGACAUUAAAGUAGAACAGGCUGAAUUCUCUGAUCUCAAUCUCGUGGCUCAUGCCAAUGGUGGAUUCUCUGUGGAUAUGGAAGUUCUAAGGAAUGGGGUCAAGGUUGUACGGUCUUUGAAACCUGACUUUGUGCUGAUCCGCCAGCAUGCCUUCAGCAUGGCACGCAAUGGAGACUACCGCAGUUUGGUCAUCGGGCUGCAGUAUGCUGGAAUCCCCAGUGUCAACUCUUUGCAUUCUGUCUACAACUUCUGUGACAAGCCUUGGGUGUUUGCCCAGAUGGUUCGACUGCACAAGAAACUGGGGACAGAGGAAUUCCCUUUGAUUGAUCAGACCUUCUAUCCCAAUCACAAAGAGAUGCUCAGCAGCACAACGUACCCUGUGGUUGUAAAGAUGGGGCAUGCCCACUCUGGGAUGGGCAAGGUCAAGGUGGAUAACCAGCAUGACUUCCAGGAUAUUGCAAGUGUUGUGGCACUGACCAAGACAUACGCCACUGCCGAGCCCUUCAUUGAUGCCAAAUAUGAUGUGCGUGUCCAGAAGAUUGGGCAGAACUACAAGGCCUACAUGAGGACAUCAGUGUCAGGGAACUGGAAGACCAACACAGGCUCUGCGAUGCUUGAACAGAUUGCCAUGUCAGACAGGUACAAGCUGUGGGUGGACACAUGCUCGGAGAUUUUUGGGGGACUGGACAUCUGUGCAGUGGAAGCGCUGCAUGGCAAGGACGGAAGGGACCACAUCAUUGAGGUCGUAGGUUCCUCCAUGCCACUCAUUGGUGACCACCAGGAUGAAGACAAGCAGCUCAUCGUGGAGCUUGUGGUCAACAAGAUGGCCCAGGCACUACCCCGGCAGCGGCAAAGGGAUGCUUCCCCUGGCAGGGGCUCCCACAGCCAGACUCAGUCCCCGGGGGCCCUGCCCUUGGGCCGCCAGACCUCCCAGCAGCCCACUGGGCCUCCAGCUCAGCAACGACCCCCGCCCCAGGGCGGCCCUCCACAGCCAGGCCCGGGCCCCCAACGCCAGGGACCCCCGCUGCAGCAGCGCCCACCCCCGCAGGGCCAGCAGCACCUCACCGGCCUUGGACCCCCAGCUGGCAGCCCUCUGCCCCAGCGCCUACCCAGUCCCACCUCAGCGCCCCAGCAGCCUGCGUCGCAGGCCGCACCAAUGACCCAGGGGCAAGGCCGCCAAUCCCGUCCAGUGGCAGGAGGCCCUGGGGCGCCUCCUGCAGCCCGGCCGCCUGCCUCCCCGUCGCCCCAGCGCCAGGCAGGCCCUCCACAGGCUACCCGUCAGACAUCGGUCUCUGGCCCGGCUCCACCAAAAGCCGCAGGGGCCCCACCAGCUGGGCAGCAGCGUCAGGGUCCUCCCCAGAAACCCCCAGGCCCCGCGGGCCCCACACGCCAGGCUAGCCAGGCAGGUCCCGGACCUCGCACCGGGCCACCCACCACGCAGCAGCCCCGGCCCAGUGGCCCAGGUCCCGCUGGACGUCCUGCAAAGCCACAGCUGGCCCAGAAACCGAGCCAGGACGUGCCGCCACCUGCCACCACCGCUGCCGGGGGUCCCCCGCACCCCCAGCUCAACAAAUCCCAGUCUCUGACCAAUGCCUUCAACCUUCCAGAGCCAGCCCCGCCCAGGCCCAGCCUUAGCCAGGACGAGGUGAAAGCUGAGACCAUCCGCAGCCUGAGGAAGUCUUUCGCCAGCCUCUUCUCCGACUGACACCCCACCCUGAGAACCCCUAAGUCCCUAGGCAACCCUUUCUGGGCCCUGAAUCCAUUUGUCGGGGAUCUUCAAAUCCCUUGAGAACCCUUCUCCUGGUUCUCCAUCAUCCCACUUCUCAUUCCUCAAGAUGCCCAAGUCCCUUGAGAAACCCGGUCCUAAAUCCAGGUCUCACAUUUGGGAUCCCCAAAUCCUUUAGAGCCCUGUUCCUGGUCACCUCAAGAUAUACUGUUUUAGACCCUGAAAAUUCCUGAACACCUUUAUUCCUGGUAGCCCAAAAGAGUACUUCCUUCCUGGAAGCUCUCAAGUACCAGGCAACCUGUUUCUGGCCAUAACAACAUUGAAUCCCCUCCUGGAGCCCUGAAAUUCCUGGAAAAACCCUACUCCUUGUCCUGAAUCUCUCCAACACACCCUGUUCCUAGUCAAGAAAUUCAAAUGCCACAAAAAAACCCUACCUUUUAGCCACUUGCCAUGUGAACUCCAUCUCUAGAGCUCACAUUCUCACAUGCCAUCCACCACCCAGCUCUAUAAGGAUUUCCCUUCGCUGUUCCCCUCAAUUCCACUUGGGAGUUCCUCCUACUUCUAGGACCCCUCAGUUCCCCCAGGGAUCCCUCCCCAGUUUCCUGCCUCUGACAGCUGUCUAAAUAUGCAAAUUCCACCCAUCCUCCCAGAAUCCUUUGCACAGGGAAGGCCAGUGGUCUCCCACUUCCCCACCUUUGCAGUGAUGUCUGUGUCUGUGACUGAUGUGGCCUCCUCUCGUGCCGUGCUUGGCAUAUGUGGUCCUCAUUCAUUGUGCUGCCUGUGGUGAUGCGUGCAGUGGCGCUGUUUGUGUGGUCUGCACCUCCCCUCAACCUCUACUCCUUGCCUGGAUUCCCCCACCCCUCAGCGGCUCUCAAACCCAAGAGAAGAGUCGGGAAGCAAAAUAAACAAGCAAAGGCCCAGCAGAA
Messenger RNA from Perognathus longimembris pacificus (Pacific pocket mouse), 3197 nucleotides. RefSeq names its product synapsin I (gene Syn1). Gene Ontology annotation, biological process: neurotransmitter secretion. Gene Ontology annotation, molecular function: ATP binding. The record is from RefSeq and is a predicted model, not a curated record. Gene Ontology annotation, cellular component: synaptic vesicle membrane; synaptic vesicle. The coding region runs from base 130 to 2250 and encodes 706 amino acids. Lineage: Eukaryota; Metazoa; Chordata; Mammalia; Rodentia; Heteromyidae. The transcript has 13 exons.